Messenger RNA from Gastrolobium bilobum, 669 nucleotides. RefSeq lists its product as uncharacterized. The record is from RefSeq and is a predicted model, not a curated record. The transcript is spliced from 6 exons. Bases 1 to 669 code for a protein of 222 amino acids. Lineage: Eukaryota; Viridiplantae; Streptophyta; Magnoliopsida; Fabales; Fabaceae.
AUGGCAUACCCUUAUGGUAACCACCAGGAGCAGCAGCAGACCAUGCAUGUUGUCUCAUCGUUCAACCGGAAUUCGGCCACAGAGCGCGCCAUUCUUCACAACCCUGGCAUAUCACUGGAUUGGACCUUGGAAGAACAGGCUGUUUUUCAAAAAGGACUCAUUCAGUUUGCAUCAGUGCCUUCCAUGCCAAGACGCUAUAAUCUCAUAGCAAAUCAGUUGCCUAAUAAGACUGUCCGGGAAGUAAUACUGCGAGACAAGUGGAUGCGGGAAGAAUCACAGCCAGUCAAGUGGAUGGAUGAAAAAGUUUCUCAUCCUGCAGCGAAAUCAUCUGCUUUUACUGCUCGACCCAAUGUUUCCCCAUAUGCUCCAGGAAUGAUUGUGAUGGACAAUGAUGAUGGCAUCUCUUCCAAAGCAAUUGGAGGUCCUACAGGUGAGCUAUUGGAGCAAAAUGCACAGGCUUUGAAACAAAUCUCUGCAAAUAUUAAUGCUGCUUGUAAGUAUCAGGAUAACAUCAAACUUUUCUGCCAAACCAGAGAUAACAUUUAUAAAAUUUUGAACAAUUUUAAUGACAUGUCAGAGGUAAUGAAGAAAAUGCCACGUCUUCCUGUGAAGAUCGAUGAAGAAUUAAUUAGCCAACUCCAAACUUUCAGCAACAAAAGAUCUUGUUGA